UUGUCCUUUAGAUUUGUGUUGCACAGAAUCGCAAGCUAGUCGUAUUCUUUGCUAGAGUGUAUGCUUUUAGCGAGAUGGGAUUACCACAGAACUAUUUUUUCAGACUGCUGCUUGUACUAACCGGUUGCUUCUAAUGAUUUAUUCCAAAAUUCUGUUCAUGGGUGCUGCAGAUGGUAAUCCAAAUCUAUAACAGUGGACUAUCUUUAUAGCAAAGUUCUACAAAAUCAGCGUGGGUAUUGAAAAUCUAAAUCUGAACUUUCCGCAUUUUCUUUGAUAUAAUGCCCCGUGACACAAAUGAAGACGAUAACUGGGAAACAGAACCUGAUUUUGUGAAUGAUGUCACUGAAAAAGAACAAAGAUGGGGAUCAAAAACUGUUGCUGGUUCUGGACACCAAGCCUCUAUAGAUAUGGCCGCGUUGAGAGAAGAAGUAAAACAGGCAGAUCGUCUAGCGAAAUUAAAGAUUGCACCUAAACCAUCCUACGGAUAUGGCGGGAAGUUCGGUGUUGAACAGGAUCGAAUGGAUAAGUCGGCAGUGGAUUGGAGUCAUAUUGAAGUAUCAGAGAAACAUGCCUCACAGAAGGAUUAUGCGAAAGGAUUCGGUGGUAAAUAUGGUGUACAAACAGAUCGUCAAGAUAAGUCGGCAGUGGAUUGGAGUCAUAUUGAAGUAUCAGAGAAACAUGCCUCACAGAAGGAUUAUGCGAAAGGAUUCGGUGGUAAAUAUGGUGUACAAACAGAUCGUCAAGAUAAGUCAGCUGUAGGUUGGGAUCAUAAAGAGGCAACGGAAAAACAUCCUUCACAAAAAGACUAUUCUGCUGGUUUUGGUGGUAAAUACGGUGUUCAAACAGAUAGGCAGGAUAAGUCUGCUUUAGGUUGGGAUCAUCAUGAAAAAACAACUUGUCAUCCAUCUCAAGUAGAUUAUACUAAAGGAUUCGGUGGAAAAUUUGGUUUACAAACAGAUCGAGUGGAUUCAUCUUCAGUUGGUUGGAAUGAAGCCAAUAAAACUGAGUUGCAUCCAUCACAAAUGAAAGCCCCUAUUUUCAAGCCAGAUGGCGGUUUAAGAAGUAUACGUCAACAAUUUGAACAGAAUGCUAAUAAUGACUACAAAUUAUCGAAAAAUUCAUCUGCUCCAUCUGCAGCUCAACAACGUGUUCUUGAGGAACGUGCUCAUUGGGAUGCUGAGCGUAAACAAAAAGGGAUUGAACAACCGAAAGAUAUAUCAUCGGCAUCGAUACCGGUAUUAUCUGCCACAACUGAAUCGUCAAUUAUUGAUACAACAAAAUAUGAUAAUGCUCAACAAAGUAGUGGAACAGUAGAUACUCAAAUACCUCAUCAUUCAUUGAAUCCAACAGAUCAAGUGGUAAUGUUAAUGCAUCAGAAGAUCUUCAAAGAAAUUCUGAUAAUCAUCAGUCGGACACUAAUGUUGUAACUUGUGAACAAGCUCCAGAAGUGUACACAGCGGUGGCUUUGUUUGACUACGUUGCUGCUGAAGAUGAUGAAUUAACAUUUUGUAAAGGUGAACAAAUAACUGAAGUUGAAAAAUUGAUGUAGGCUGGUGGAAAGGUGUUUGUCGAAAAAAAAUUGGCUUAUUCCCUGCUAAUUAUGUAUAUCUUAUUGAUUCAAUGAAAUAAUUAUACAAUUUGAUUAAUUUCUUUCAAAUUACUAUUAAUGAUUGAUUGAUUAGUGAUAUACAACACGGUUGUUUGUUUUUUACUAAACAUAUGACUUUUUCUACAAAGAAUUUGCGGUGAAUUACUUACUUUCCUUUGUAUUUUGUUAAUCUCUUGUCUUGUUAUCUCGAUAUGAUCAUAUCGAUAGGCUUGUACACAAUAUUACUACUGUAGCAUAUCCAUCGUGUCUCAGUUGUUUUUUCUCUAUCAUUAUUCUCAUCUUCUUUUUUUUAAAUACUGAUUUGAAUGUUCUUUAUCCUCUUUUUUUUGGAAGAAUAUUUCUCAGAACAUUUACUUUUCAGGUUAUGCUCUCACCAUUCUUUGUAACAUGUUAUUGUGAUUAUCUCUUGUGUUUUCACACACACACACACACAGACGCUUACAAUAAUGCUUACUGAAUAUAGUAAUGUACUACUAUUUUUCAUAGAAAAAUCUUAAGAAUAAAUCUGUUGUUUUCUUUUAUAUUUAAUACUUUGAAAUGUAUAUUCCAGUAUAUUUUAUUUAUCGAUUUAGGUUCCUAUAAAGAAAAGUAUCUUAUGAGUUUC
This is a messenger RNA of Heterobilharzia americana, 2213 nucleotides long. The record is from the annotation of a GenBank genome assembly. Lineage: Eukaryota; Metazoa; Platyhelminthes; Trematoda; Strigeidida; Schistosomatidae.